Messenger RNA from Cyclocybe aegerita, 1674 nucleotides. The record is from the annotation of a GenBank genome assembly. NCBI's taxonomy places the organism in Eukaryota, Fungi, Basidiomycota, Agaricomycetes, Agaricales, Hemipholiotaceae.
AUGGUGCGGCAAGACUCGUUCGACACCGUCCUCGACGACGACCUCGACGAAUACCCCAGUUUCCACAUGAGCCCCUCAUACCCCGUACUGCCCUCGCGACCCAUUUUGCCUCAUAUUUCUACGACAUGCUCUAAUCCUCGAUGCGGUAUUUCCCUAGAGUUCCCGGUGCCUGCCCCACAGCCUCGCCCCGGGACCCUCCUACAAAUACGAUGUUUUGCCUGCCAGAACAUCCUCUCACACGCAUUCUACCCUGGACAAAUACCUUCGUCCUCGACGGUCGCUGCUAGCUCUCGAUCGGGCACAAGCACGCCAAACAACGGGCACAAGUCGUCAACAUCUUCAGCUGGUGCGCAGCAGCGGAAGGGGAGGAAGAUUGGGACGCAAGAACGCCCGCUAGAGACGGGGUACUAUGAUAUCCUUGGGGUGCCGGUCACGGCGACGACAGAUGACAUUAAGAAGGCCUACAGACGGCUCGCUAUCAAGCACCAUCCGGACAAGAACCCGGAUGACCCACAUGCAGAAGAGCGGUUCAAGGAAAUCGCAAUCGCCUAUCAGACCCUAUCCGAUGACGCCCUUCGAAAGAAGUACAACGAGUUUGGACCGAAGGAGAGUGCACCUGAGGGUGGGUAUGUCGACCCAGAGGAAGUCUUCGGGGCGAUAUUCGGCGGCGAACGCUUCGUACCCAUCAUUGGAAACAUCAGCCUGGCACGCGAUAUGAAGACAGCACUACAGGAGGCCGAGGAUGCGGAAGAAGCUGAGGAGCACGAUGGCAAGCCACGGCCGAAGGAUGCGAAGGGAAGGGAGAUCCUGUCGCCGGAAGAGAGGGCGAAAAAGGAAGAGAAGGACAGGAUAAAGGCUGAGAAGGAUCGACAAAAAGCUGCAGAGAAAGCCGCCGCACGCGCGGAGAGAGUGAAGAAGCUCGUCGACAACCUGGAACGCAAGCUCGGUAUCUUCACAGAAUCAGCAACUGGCCCGAACGAUCCAGACGUCUCCUCAAGCUGGCGAACAAUCUGUGAACUCGAAGCCGACGAACUCAAGCGCGAGUCUUACGGCGUGGAACUCCUGCAGACUAUCGGAUUCGUCUACGUGUCCAAAGCCAAGCAUCACCUGGCGACAAAUCAGUCAUUCCUUGGCGUUGGGGGAUGGCUGCACAACGUUCAAGGAAAAUACCACGUUUUCAGUGAAACGGUGUCGACCCUGCGAGCUGCUAUCGAGCUCAAAUCGGUGUUCGACCAAAUCCAGGCAGCGGAGAAGGCAGGCAACCUCAGUCCGGAAGAGAAGAAACGCCUCGAGGAGCAAGCGGCUGAAAAGGGUCUCCAGGCUCUCUUCAAGGGCACGAAACUCGAAGUCGAGUCCAUCCUGCGCGAAGUCUGCGAACGCGUGCUCGAAGACCCGAACAUCCCAAGAGAGAAAUCCAUCCUUCGCGCUGUAGCCCUACAGAUGCUGGGCGAGGCGUACAUGGGCGUCAAGAAAGACGAUGCUGCGGGGCCCAAGGGCGAGGACAGCGACUACGUCAAGAUCGAAACCAAGCGCAGUCGCGCUAGGGACGGUCAACAACAGCCACAGCCGCCCCACCAGAACCAGCAAGGUGGCCAUCAGCAGCAGCAUCGACAGCAGCACCCAGUGCCUCCGUACGGUGGGACGAAGACGACGUAUUCGGGUCCUUACAUGUAG